This is a messenger RNA of Sebastes umbrosus (honeycomb rockfish), 2240 nucleotides long. RefSeq names its product GRAM domain-containing protein 2B-like. The coding region runs from base 191 to 1453 and encodes 420 amino acids. The transcript is spliced from 14 exons. Lineage: Eukaryota; Metazoa; Chordata; Actinopteri; Perciformes; Sebastidae. The record is from RefSeq and is a predicted model, not a curated record.
CUUCCCUCUUGUCCCUGCUGCUGUUCCUGCUGUUGUUCCUGCUGCUCCCUCCCCUUUCCCGGCUCCUCCUCUGCCGGGCUUCUCGCUCCACCGAGCCGAUCUCCCCAAAAGAAAAGUUUCCGUGCAAAGUCUUCCUGGAGCUCCUGUGUUCCAUGUUGCACCGAUGGAGGGGUUAUGAGGUAUAAGAGCCAUGGUAGUGAUGACGGAGCCGGCGGACCGACCUCUGACCCCGUUAAACACACCGGAGACACUUCUCAGCAGGGACUCCCGAGGGACCCGGUCGACGUCUGAAGUGGAUCAUGGAGGUGAGAGGAGACCCAGGAGACCUGGAGGGUCACCUCCAGACCUCCAUCUGUGUCUGGACUCAGAGGCAGACCCCUCAGAGAGCAAGAGGAAACCAGCCGGCAUGAGAUUGAAACCUGUGGAGCAGCUUUCACCCGCUCUGACUCCGAGUGACUGUGAGACAAAGUUUGAAAGAAAGAAAGCCCAGCCCAGCCACUUAUCGAAGACAAACACCCACUAUCAUAAGUUAUUCAAGGAGGUCAGCAGAGACGAGCUCCUCAAACAAAGUUACACUUGUGCACUGCAGAGAGACAUUUUAUAUCAGGGCAAAAUGUUCGUGUCUGAUAACUGGAUCUGUUUCCACUCCAAAGUCUUUGGCAGAGACACCAAGAUUUCCAUCCCGGUGGUGUCGGUGACGUUUAUCAAAAAAACUAAAACUGCAUUAUUAGUGCCAAACGCCCUCGUGAUUGAAACCACCAAUGAUCAGCACGUGUUUGUGUCCUUCCUCUCUCGAAACACCACCUACAAACUUCUGAGGUCCGUCUGUGUUCAUCUGGAGGUGGAGAAGACCUGUAACAGCCCCGUUAUUUCCUCCUGUGAGAACAGCUUCAGGGUGAAAUGCUCAUCGUCACUUCCUCUGGACUUCUCCGCGGACUUCUCCGACCUGGACGGAGUGGUGCAACAGAGGCGUCAGGAGAUGAUGGAGAGCAGCAGCUCCGGCUCUCAAACUCCAGAUUAUGACAAACUAACCGACUUCAGCCGCCUCCCGGACACGUUUCUGAGUGCAGUGAAGAGCGGAGAGGUUUCAGUUCACGCAGACAUUCACCUCCAGACUCCCAGCCAGAAACACGGAGCUGCCCUGAACAACGGCUCUCCAAAGCUCAAAGACAAGUCCUCACAGCCCAUGUCGUUACACGCCAUCCUCCUCAUCUAUCUGUUCUUAGUUAGUGUCCUCGUCUUGUCCUCCUGUUACAUGGCUUUCAAGAUCGUGGCUCUUGAGCAUCGUUUGAACUCCUUGGUGUCCGCGGGGCAACACAUCCGUAAUGAGAAUGCAGUGAGCCCCCGGCCCCAGGAGGAAGUCAACGCUGAGAUUUAUGGAGAACUGUCUUCCAACUUGUUCAAGCUAGAAAAGAUUCAAAGAAACCUUCGGAAGCUACUUGAAGAGACUUAAAAGAAGACGUCUGCUUUACUUUCUCAUCAGAGACGUCGGAUUAUCUCUGAAGAUCAGCAGCGAUCACAUCUGGUAAUAGAUUUGUUGCCAAAGCACGGACAGCUCACGCAGAAAGCUUUCUUCAAACUGUGUGAAGUUGAACUUAAAUUGUGCAAUAACAGCUUCUUUCCACUCAGGACUAUUCUCUGACUCUUUGCUGGAGGUUAAACUGAAGCAGCGUGUUAGUGAAGACAACCUUCAGACAUAUACAGUAGGCAGUAUUUAGCUAAGAGCUUUUAUUUUGCAUUUCACAAUAGUGGGAUUUUUUUUAAAGGUCAUAUUUCCAUGUUAUCCAAACAUUUCUUAAAAGGUCAACUUGUGCUGUUUGUAUGUUUAGUUUGUUAGAAUUAUAUUAGUUACAUUUUAUUAUGUCACGUAUGUUAAUGUUUGUACAAUAUCUUUUAAUGACAUUUAUAUAGUGUGUGGUAUGUAAAGAUAGAAAAGGACUGAAAAGUUUAGCGGGUAUUUUUAUUGUAAAUUACAUGUUAUAUCAUUAUAUAUUAUUAUUAUUAUUAAUAUUAUUAUAUUAUAUCAUUGAAGAGAUUCUAAGCUGGUCAUAAUUUAAAUAAUUGUCCGAACAUUUCCACAGAAACUUUGAUGUGAGUGUUUGUGUGUUUAAAGACGUGUCAGUCGUUUCAGGAGAGACAGAAAAGUACCAGUUUGUGCUUCAAACCUUUAAAUCACCGACUGUCCCUUUAACUGUUGGAUGGAUCUCAGUCCUGAAAUAAAUGUCUCUCUACCUGUUGAA